CAAUUUCUACUUCACUCUGUCGUUGCCUGGGUAAACACUACACCAUAUCUACUUCAAUCAGCGUCCUCUCACUAGCCAGAGAGUCAGCCCUACAGGUAUAAGUGUCAGGAGACGCAGGCAUUUCACCUUCCACGCCGUAUAGAUUCUCAUCAAUUCUUCCAUUGCAGCCAGUUACCGUCGAAACCGAAACCCCCCGCUGCCAGCCUCAAGCCGACAACAUGACCGACCACGGCCCCGACAUGGACACCCCCAAGGGUAUAUCCAACAAGACCCUCAUGGUGAUCAAGAGCCAUACUGCAUCUUCCUCAACCCCCGUUGGUGCUCGUGCUCUCGAUCCCUUUCCCACUACCAUUCCCCGCCUCGCAGAUACGCGCCUGGAAAAGGUCCCCAGUGGUCUCAAGGAUCCGUCUCGCCUCAAGAAAAAAACAUCGAAAUGUCUAGACAAGGACGAGGAGAUUCCAGAGGUCGACGGCUUCCGCUUCAAGACCCUAGAUGAAGCUAGGGCGCCCAUGGACGUUCCUCAGUGGUAUUCUCCAGAGGUCGACCCCUCCAUCCCCAAUACCGACGAAGAGUAUCGCAAAUACGUCGGGAUAUUGGUGCAUGCUUUCAAGGACAUGACCCGCGCCAAGGACACCCUGGGCAACGCUUACCGUAAGCGGCUCACUCCGGGUGAAGGUGUCUAUUACCAGGAUUGGGCUAUUGAAGCGUGCUCUUGGGACAUCGUCGGCAUGGCCAAGGACAUUCACCUAAAUGGCUUCAAAGUCCGCAUCUAUGAUAAGUCCAUUAUCGACUCUAUCAGCCAGACCCAGGAUUGGACCUUCGAAGAGCGUAUAGAAUGGAUCUGUGAGGUGCUCAAGACCUCCAAGCAGAUCGGCGUUACUCUGAUGAAGAACGAGAAGACAUGGACUACGAUUGGCGCUCCCCACAAGCUGUACGGUAGCACCAUCGUCAACUGCGUCUCGAAUGCGCACCGCGGCCAGUGGAUCAAGGCCGGCCGCGGCAACGACCAGAACCAUCAGAAUCGUUCGAUUCGGGGUAGGCGUACAGCGGCUGAGAUGAUCGCGUCCGGUGACGACGAUGCCACUGAUGAUCCUGGAGCAACCCCGGGUUUGGAGGUUAUGGUACAACCGCGAGAGCCGGCUCAAAAGCGUCAGAAGCGUAGUCUCCUGGGUCAGAACGUCAAGCGUGCUGUUUCGUAUAAUGACGAUGCGAUUGUCGUUGACUCUGGAGUCGAGGCAUUUCCCGUCAAGACGAAGACGGACGCUGUGAACGCCGCACAGAAGCAUAUCCUCGCCAAAGGCUCUGACGAGCAGCACCCUGGUGCCGUCAUGGACGUCGCCUUCUCAUAUGUACCACCUAUGAAGCCUGUUGUCGCGGUCCCCGGACAAGAUGUUGGCAAGAAUAGCACCGAAGCAGGUGAUUUCAUCGCCAAGGAUGCCGAGUUGCGUGGUCAUGUCUAUAAGUACGCAUCCAACAAGGACGCUUUCAGCAAGGGCGUAUUCAUCGAGGGUGCUAUUGGCAAGAACGUCUUUAACGACGGCGGUGACAGCUCCUCCAAAGACAAGACCAAGAAGAAGACCAAGGACACCGGUUUCGUCAACUACCAUUGCGGCACCAAGGGCAUGGAUGAGCUUGGCUCCAACAGCUCUGAGCUGUCCGAUGCACCUGAUGAUCUGCUCUCUCCUGGCUCUGCUUCUCCAACUCGCAGCCACAAGCAGAAGAAGCUGCUGGACGACCCCGUUUCCAGCGAGGAGUACACCAAGCUUCGGACUGAGCUGAAUGAGCUGAAAGCGAUGCAAUACGAGACCAGUAAGAACCUGAAGACACUGCGCGAGCAGGGCGGCUUCUCGACUGUGGAGCCUGAGGUCCGCGAUGCCGCUGACAUGGAGGGCGCCCGUUCGUUGGCUGCGUUCCGUGACGACUCUUGAGCAGCAUGACUCUGCAGCAUAUCAUCGCAGCAAGCAUCGUAGCAUGAUCACACACACGUUUGGUCGUCCGAAGAACAGCAUGGAUGACAAUUUUGCUCUGCCUUUCGGUGGAACAAGAUUCGGAAUGGAGAUCAUAUGGAGAUAGUUCACGGUUUGAAGGUUGAAGUAGCACAUGAAGUCACGACGUUUCCAAGGUUCGACUGUAGUUCUUGAUAACUUGAUAACUUGAUAACGUCGCGACGGAUCAAUUCAAAUACGUUCAAAAACAUAUGUGCCUUGUCUGGUCUGC
Alternaria rosae is the source of this 2217-nucleotide messenger RNA. RefSeq lists its product as uncharacterized. NCBI's taxonomy places the organism in Eukaryota, Fungi, Ascomycota, Dothideomycetes, Pleosporales, Pleosporaceae. The transcript is spliced from 2 exons. The record is from RefSeq and is a predicted model, not a curated record. Bases 219 to 1928 code for a protein of 569 amino acids.